UACUAGCAACGCCGCUUGAGACAUAAAAAAAAAAUAAUAGUAAUAAUAAAAUACACUUAUGUUUACACAGUUGAUUUACAGCCAACCAUUUGAUGACAUCUUAGUCAGUCGCCAUUUUUAAAUUUCAAACAGCUUUUCUGCUUCGCUUUUCUGGCCGCCGUGUGUCAACACAUCCUCUUGGCUGCUCAGCCGCCGUGUAACGGAGUGUAAAUGACAUUGCAGCCAGGAAAGGGGUAGUAGGAUGUUAGGCUAACAACGCAGUUUACAGGCUGCUAUGGGCCUUACAGUGACCUGACAGCCGAAGUCGCCAAUUCCUGUUGUUCAGCCUGCAUAUAACGAGCGGUGAAAAGAUGAUACAGAGGUCAAAGGCAGUUUCCUGGGCUUGUGUSUUUGCUGCUGCUGAGUGACUUGAGUGUGUGAAUCUGCAGAUGUCGAUUGAUGACCGGGCUCUGRUCAUAAGGCAGAUGGCUGUUUAGCGAGAGCUCCUCCUUGUUCAUCUCCAAGUUUUAGAUCUGCUGACGCCAACAAUGUUUUGGAAGUUUGACUUGCACACAUCCUCUCAUCUGGAGGCUUUGCUAGACAAGGAGGAUGUCACCCUCACUGAGCUCAUGGACGAGGAAGACGUGCUGCAGGAGUGCAAGGCCCAAAACAGGAGACUCMUCCAGUUCUUCUGCCAGGACCAAUGCAUGCAAGAGCUAGUUCGUUUGAUUACAACAGAACCCCCUGCUGGCGCAGAAGAGACCAAGCGCUUCAAGUAUCCAAACAUAGCAUGUGAGCUGCUGACAUGUGAUGUAGGGGUGAUCAAUGAUAAGCUUGGCAAUGAGGAGCCUCUGCUAGAAAAGCUGUAUGCUUUCCUGGAGCAGCCGUCCCCGCUUAACCCCCUCCUGGCCUCCUUCUUCAGCAAGACAAUUGGGAAUCUAAUAGCACGGAAGACUGAGCAGGUCAUCAGUUUCCUGCGAAAAAAGGAAGGAUUCCUUUCAUUGGUCCUGAAGCAUAUAGAUACGUCUGCCAUGAUGGAUGUGCUGCUACGCCUUAUCAGCUGUGUGGAGCCACCUCCACUUCGGCUCGAGACCCUCACUUGGUUGAAUGAACAGAAACUGGCCCAGAGACUCAUAGAGCUCAUUCACCCUGAGAGAGAUGAAGAGAGGCAGACAAAUGCUUCUCAGACACUGUGUGACAUCAUUCGUCUCAGCAGAGAUCAGGCCAGUCAGCUGCAAGAGAUUUCCCAGCCCGACCCGCUGCUCACUGUGCUGGAAUCGCAGGAGUGUGUCGAACAGCUGCUUCAGAAUAUGUUUUCAGGAGAGAGGGCUGAAAGCUGCAUUGUCAGUGGGAUUCAAGUUCUUCUGACCCUGUUGGAGAUCCGUAGGCCUGUGGUGGAUGGUGUCAUGGAUGCUCAGGGGUUUGAGAGAAGUUACACCGUUAACAGCAGCAUUUUGUUGGCUAUUCAACCACACCUAAUUCACUUUCACCAGCUACUUCUGGAACCACCUAAGCGAGAUCCCAUGCUGACUACUCUGGGUGUGCUUGAGGAACCGCUGGGGAACACACGCCUGCAUGUGGCCAGACUCGUGGCCUCUCUGCUUUACACCAGCUCUGCCAGCCACGCAGUCGUAGCUCAGGAGCUCUGCAGGCUCAAUACCAUGGAUCUCCUUCUGGACUUAUUCUUUAAGUACAACUGGAACAACUUCCUGCACCUUCAAGCGGAGCUUUGUGUUGCUGCCAUCGUCCGGCCGUGUGCCCAUGAAAUGAGACUGCAGCCCGGCUUCAGUUCCCAGGAUAAGUCCAUGCCUUCUCCAGACGCACCUCAAGAGCAGAAUACAAGUGAGGCCCCAACCUCUGAACCGUCAGUCACCUCCGACAACUCUGCCCACAACUUAAUGGUGACUCAUUUGUUCCAACACUGCCACCUUGUCCAGAGGAUUCUGGAGGCUUGGGAGGAGAAUGAUAAAAUCCAGUCAGAAGGCGGCAUGAGAAGAGGAUACAUGGGACAUUUGACAAGGAUUGCCAACACUGUGGUGCACAACCUGGAAAAAGGCCCAGUUCACACUCAAAUCGGUAACCUUAUCACAGAGCUGCCAGAGGACUACAGAGGGCGCUGGGAAACCUUUGUGGAACACACACUGUCAGAAACCAAUAGAAAAAACACCAUAGACCUGGUUGGAACCGGAAACCCUCGAUCUUCUUCAGAGGAUGACAUGGAGAGCCCCUUCCCUAAAGAGCUCACAAUGCAGCAGGCCUUUUCAGACUAUCAGAUCCAGCAGAUGACGGCUAACUUUGUAGAUCAGUUUGGCUUUAAUGACGAUGAGUUCACGGAUCAUGACGACAACAUUGGUGCAACGUUUGACCGAAUUGCUGAGAUCAAUAUCAACAUUGAUGUGGGCUAUGACGGUGCCAACACAGCUGUGUUUGAGGCGUGUUCUAAGGAAAGGAUUCAACCUUUUGAUGAUGAUGAAGAAGACAUAUGGGAGGAAAAAGAAAUCAACUAUGCAACACAAACAAAGUCAAGAAACAGGUUCGGUGGCUCCCCUUCCUCCCAAAGCCAAGCAGCCAGUCAGACGUGUGAGAGGACAGCAGCUUCCAGCACCGACGCUCCUGACAGACCUGCAGAYUCUGAUUCUGAGGAGGAAGACAAUAAAGAUGAAUUUGAUCCGUUUUCAAGCCAGGGCCAGACAUGUGCACCUCCAAGUUCUGACUGGGUUGCAGACUUUGGAGAGGUGAACUCCACAGCUCCUGCGGCUGGAGCAGCGUUUUCCCCCUGGGACGCUCCGGUCUCCCAGCCAGCUGCAACAGAGACGGAAGAUAAAGGGUGGGCCAAGUUCACAGAUUUUCAACCUUUCUGUUGCAGCUCUGAAACGGGCCCCAGAAGCAGCUCUCCUGUGGACUCAGACCUGAGCAGUUCAGACAGCACCAAACCAAACCCCAACCCAUGUGUGUGGAGUGCUUGUGUGGCAAGAAAAGCUCCUCUUGUGGCAUCGGACAGUUCCUCCUCCAGCAACUCAGACAGCGAUGAAGAGGAAGGAAAGACAGAGUCCACUUCCAAUGAGACGGUUACCACGGAGACCAUCACCACAGGUGCAGGGAAGGAGACUAUCCGACUGACUGUGGAUGCCAAAAAUGAGAGGGCAGUCUUCACGAGAGUUUUCCGACCUGCAUUCAAACGUGAAGGAGAAAAGGUGCCUAUAGAUGGACUAUCAAUCAAGGACAAAGACAAAGAAGAUGAAAAAGAAAAGAAACAUGGAAACAGCUCUAGCACAGUUACCGCCAGUCCAACCAACCAGUCUGCCGCGGUCACACAAGAGAUGCAGUCCCCAGCUAAUGGACCGGCCUAGCACCGCAGCACAGGCCCACUUUUCCCACUUCUUUUUGUUCAACGCGCAGCCAUGCCCCCUUUUUUGCUUCCGGUUAGCCGAACCCCAAUGCCCUUUUGUUGUCUGAAGACAUGUAAGUGAAUAAAGAUCGUCUGUUCUGGGGUCAAACAGCACUUAUGCUGGAAAGUAGACAUCCACACAUGGGUAGUAUUGAUGUCUCAUAUGCGCCUUCAUGACAUAAUUACAACUAAAGAGCUUCGAGGAGGCAACCUGGGUACUGUAGAGCAUUUCAUUGUGCCAGGCAGCCAAAUUCAACUUCUUUUAACUCAGAAUCUUAGAUUAUUUGGUUCUGUCUAUUUGUUGCUCUUGCAAUCAAGCCACAAUGAUUGUUUUUGUUUUCUAGCACAGGAUUUUGACUGUUUACACUUUAGUAAUGAGAGCUGCAUUGUAAUAAUCAGCCAAGAUACUUGGCUAGUUGCCAGUUUAACCACCUCUGACUUUAGAAAAUUAAGCGCAGACAUUUUAUUAUAAGAAAUGUAAUUUUUUUUUUUUUUUGUUUUUUUUUUUUUUUGCUGCUUCAAUUGUUCUCAGUCUGUUUUCAUUAGCCGUAAUCACUUGAGAAAGAAAUGGUCUUUGCAUUUAGAGUAUUGGAGUUUGAGAGAAUCACGAUUCAAUUCUGAAAAACCCAUAAUUUAGAAGUGUGUGUGUAUGUGUGCGUGCGUGCGCGUGUGUGUGUGUGUGCUUUGCAUACAUGUGUCUGUAGCCAUGUGUUUGUGUGUGUGUCGAGCUCUGUCUGUUACAGAGCGUAAUCUCAGGUUUAAGGAGAGGUAUGCGGAUACAAAGAAAGCACACCUGUGUAACACACACUUACACACAGUUCCAUACACACAUGUAUCAACAACCAUAUCCACCAACACAUGCAAAAAAAAAAAGAAAAAGCAAAACAAAAAAAAGAACACACGGUGAUGAUGUGCACAUACCCGUUCAUGCCACCCUUCAGAGGUGUUUCAAUGUAAUAUUGUGAAUUUUGAACCUGUAUUAGGUUGUGGCUAUUCUUGGUAUUAUGUAAACGUAACAUAAAUGUAAACAUUAUAUAUAAACAUUAUUAUAUCUAUUUUUGGAAUAAAUCCGGUGUAUGGAAAUGAGGUUGUUUUGCAGGUUGCAGUAUGCGCGAGUGUAUUUAUGUGUGUGUGUUCUGUUGAAAGGCAAUAAUGACGUCUGUUUUUUGUUGACGGGCCAGCAUCAGUUCCUGUUUCUUUGCUACUUGCUUCCUAUAUAGAAGCAUAGGACUGAGCAUGAUGUGAAUGCAUGCCGGUAGUCUGCAGGAUGUCUUCCGCAAAAAUCUUACAUAAAAGAUGAUUCUGGUUAUUUACAACUCAAGUUUGUUUUUUUUUUUGUUUUUUUUUAUUAUCAUUUCUCAACUUGAAAGAUUUAUAUAGAGUGGAAAAUGAGUUAUUCGGAACUCGAAAACAACAAAGUAUUAUUUGUGCCGCUUUUCCCUAGUUUAAGUUUUUUGUGUGUGGCUAUUUUACUAAAAAUAAGGUUUUGAUCUUGUCUGUCAUUUGCCAUUUAGUUAUUUUGUAAUAUUGAAAUAUUGCCUUCUUUAGCAGGACAUUUCAUUCCCAUCGCUGGGUGUCUCGAAUCCCUUUUAACAACUCGCAACUUAAAAUAGAUUUUAGAUUUUAUAGUUCAAAAUAAUUAAUAUUUUUGGUUUUCUUUCAUCGUGUAUCAUAGGUAGCCAAUGAGUAAACCCCCAGAAAAAUACAAUGGUGUUGUGUAAGUUUUCAUAAAUUGAUGAGAUUUGAACAUAUUUUUCUCACACUUAUCCAAAUAUUUCUUCCAAAAACUUGCAACAAAAAGUAAACUUAUUUGUCAUGGCUUAAAUACAUGAGUUGUAAUUUCUGAUACAGAGUUGUAGUAUAAAAAGACAAAAUUACAAUGCGUCUGUUCAAAACAGGAAUUUGAAUUGAUAAUGAAGCAAAGUGAGGUGGAGUAGAUGUCUGAGUUUCUUGAAAGCCUUACGAGUGUAACAUGUUUUUGAUCAAUCGGAUAUAUAAAAUUAUUCCUCGAUGAAGAGAACCGGGGGUGUCUCAGUGUAAUUGUUUUAUCUCAAAAACAGUUCUUUUAAGAUGAGCUCCAGUCCAAUGCUUGAUAAAACCUUUAUAAAAUUAAUACAAAAACUUGACCUGAGUCGUUAUAAACCAGAAUAAUUCCUUCAGUUUUUUUUUUGUUUUUCCUCUUUCUCAGGGUAGAAGUUGACUUUAAUUGCAUAAAUGUCUCUUGAGUCAUUGCUAUAUUUAUUU
Poecilia reticulata (guppy) is the source of this 5611-nucleotide messenger RNA. It is a transcript of the gene ppp6r2b, whose product is annotated as protein phosphatase 6, regulatory subunit 2b. NCBI's taxonomy places the organism in Eukaryota, Metazoa, Chordata, Actinopteri, Cyprinodontiformes, Poeciliidae. The record is from RefSeq and is a predicted model, not a curated record. Gene Ontology annotation, molecular function: protein phosphatase regulator activity; protein phosphatase binding. Gene Ontology annotation, cellular component: nucleus; cytosol.